AUGGAGUUGGAUUUGGGUGCACCUCUGACUAGAUCAACUCCAGAUACAACUGUUCAACAGCUACAGCAUAAACGAUCAUUCUUAUCAAAAUUACGACGUACACCUUCUUCUGUUUCUACAUCAACAUCACCUUACGGUCAACCCAUACAUGCUGCAUCGACCUCAGCAGUGGUUUUUUCCUCUACACGACCAGUAAGUACGGUAAAAAAAAACCAAGUUGGUGUACCUAUCAUGAUGGUCAAUCGCUCAGAAGAGAUAUUCGGGCCUUCAACAAGUAUAAAACAUGGAUUUGGGAUUGAAGAUGAACUGGAGUGGGAAAGGGUCAGGACGUUACCUAGAGUUAGACUAGUACCACCUCCAGAAGAACAAACCGAACCUAUCAUGUUAUAUCCCCCACCUCGUCUCGCCUCACCACCACCCACCUUACCUCACCCAUUCCUCUCAGCUCCAUCUUCACCGCCCACCUCACCACCUAGACUUAGUACAAGACCAGGCUCUCCACCUCAAUCUCCGCCGCGUCGUCCGCAGAGCAUAUACUCCCAAUCACCCACUUGGGCAGGUAUGGCCGACGGCUUCGUCUUACCCCCACCGAAAUUCUCGAGGAACUCUACUGGUUGGUCUUCCACUGCAUUUGGUGGCGGGAACGUCGUCAUGCCCAAAAGGCGUGAACAGGUGGAUGAAGAUAGGAGAAAGAGGAUAAGCGAAUAUGCCAUUGGUAGUCCGCCUCGAUCACCGCCUGCGAUCGUCGUUAGUGGGAUGAUGAGAAGUCUGGAGAGUCAGGAAGAAAUCGCUGCUAAUAAGAGGAUGAGAGUGGAUGAUGAACAGCACGAAAUCAAUCUCGAUGAACGAAGACCUCAGCAGAAUGUUCUGGAUGAUGAGAAGGAGCUGACUGCUUCUCCCAUUGAUAUGGACAUCGAUCAGAUACCGACACCUCCCUCUGUCCCAGAUGUUGAUAUCAACAUUGCACAAUCUGCUCCAGUAGCUGCUAUUCCUCUAAGAAGCACAACUGUGCCAGCUCCUCAGAGCAGUGAUACACCUACAUCACCAAGCAAGACACCCGUACCGAAGGCCAUCCGAAGGUCAAGAGCUCUGUCACUAUCAGCUGCUUUCUCAUCUUCUUCUGGUCUAAAGAACGUCGAAGUACCUCCCCUUCCCGACCUUCCUUCCAGGCCACCUAUACGAAAACAAAAGUCGUUGAAGAAGUUCUUCUUCAGCUCAUCCACACCUCCUGAAGCUGUAGUAGCUAGUUCUUCGAUACCUCCCGUACCAGCUGUUCCUCUCCAAGAACGAAAGCCAACUGAGGACAAUCAACCGGUGAAACAAGAGAAGGAGAAGCCUUCCAAGGGAAAGAAAAUCUUGCAAAGAGCAAGAUCUAAACCUUCACUCAAGAUCGAUGUCAAAGUCGCUAAACCUUCUUCACCUUCCACAAGCCCAUCACCUACCACACCGGCACUUACGACUGGCAAGACAGAUAUCUCAACAUCAUCAUCCAUCACGACAACUCCUUCGUCCGCACCGGCUCAACUCAGAGGUCUAAGCAAGAGGUUCUCACUGUCCAACAUGUCUCAGGCAUUCAAGAAGAAGUCGCAUUCUACACCUGUAUCCGCUACUGCAUCCUUUGGCUCACCGGUGCCCAUGGUCCCUGAUAUACCUGAAGCGUUUAAGAAGAACAAGGACAGUAAGGACAUCAAAGCCAAAGGGAAAGGAAAAGCGAUCGAAUCUGCUUCACCUAUAAGUCCGAGAAAGUCGAAAACACUAGAUACGGAUAACAACGAUGAAAUGUUGACACCUACUGGAUUACCCAGAAGAAGUGAAUCGUUAAAAGCUAUCCAGUCACUCACCUUCUGUCAAGAGGACGAGUCUAACGUGGAAGGUCUAGCAGAUCAUACCAACAUCAUUUCGACAGAAAAUGUGAUUACGGAUGAACCUCAAUCAUUAUUACCCGCUUUCGAAGUUUCUUCCGAUACUCAAGCUCUUUCGAGCCCAGUCUCGGCUUCAGUUCCCCGUUCGGGUCCUUCAUCCGAGUCACCCAUUCAGUCUGUCAAGUCAAUCUCAACGGUUGACAUCGACGACGUUGAUAUCGAUAUUGAUAUUGAAGAAGAGGAUGACGAGCACGAACUUGCCCAUGCGCAAUUGAUGCAUGUCUCGCCUCGAACCAGAAGAGAUCCAUCACAAUCCUUAUCAUUACAGGAGUUUCUGUCUUCGCCACCCGGUAAAACAUCGAAUAUCGUCAUCGUCCCUACAAAGGGAUUGAGAAGGAGUGUAGAAGCUGUUGUCAUGUUGGGUAAUCCAAUGAUGAUGAACCUCCAAAGCCCCCUUUCCCCAACGGAUGGCAACCAUGUACCAAACGAAGAAGAUCGGGAGGCAGAUGGUUUGAAGAAGAAGGACAAAAAGAGAGAAUCGAAGUUGUUCGAGAGAAGAGGUAGUGAGACUGAAUCAGAAGCUGAGGAAUUGAAAACUCCUUUGGAAGAAUCAUCUGAGAUUUUCCCCAAUCAACCUGAUCUUGUACAAGAAGACGAAGAGCCUACACCUAAAGCAUCAUCUUCUCGAACGACAAGCGAAGAACAACAAGUAAGGGUUGAGGAUGAUUGCGAAUACGAUUAUGAUCUUGAGUCAUUACCCAGUGAUACAGUAUUGGUUGAAACUCCCUCACGAUUACCAGCUGUCCCUCACUCGUCAGAAACUUCGACUAUAACGAAUGCUACACCGGUAAACACGAAAAAUCGGUUCGUCUCCCCUGAAGCGUUAUUAAAGCGAUUACAUUCGUCAAGAAGACCCAACCAGGCGACACCAUAUCAACAUAACAAGAAAGGAUCAGCGUCCAAAGAUAGAGAAUCCUUAAUUCUUUUAAGGGAUAUACCACUUCCUCCCUUGCCUGCUUCCGACAGUAAAGAAUUUUCAAGUUUGAGUAAAGAAAUGCAAUUGAGGAGUUUGAAAUUUGAAAGUCUAGGAUUGGAUUUUCAACAGUGGGAUGAAUGGAGUGAAGAGGAUAUUGAUCGAUUGAUCAUGACCAGUGAAAUCACGGCUUAG
Molecule: messenger RNA, 3030 nt
Organism: Kwoniella mangroviensis CBS 8507
Lineage: Eukaryota; Fungi; Basidiomycota; Tremellomycetes; Tremellales; Cryptococcaceae
Exons: 2
Coding region: 1-3030 (1009 amino acids)
Source: RefSeq, a predicted model, not a curated record